Molecule: messenger RNA, 726 nt
Organism: Selaginella moellendorffii
Lineage: Eukaryota; Viridiplantae; Streptophyta; Lycopodiopsida; Selaginellales; Selaginellaceae
Product: pentatricopeptide repeat-containing protein At3g05340-like
Exons: 3
Coding region: 1-726 (241 amino acids)
Biological process (GO): RNA modification
Molecular function (GO): RNA binding; protein binding
Source: RefSeq, a predicted model, not a curated record
AUGGCGAUCAAGCUCGGGAGGGAGAUUCACCAGCUGGCGAAGCAUAAAGAACUGCUGAAAAACAAUCCAGUUCUGGGCUCCAGCCUGGGCCGAUCGAUCGAGGCCUUGGAGCGUUUCUAUUCCAUGACUCAGGAGGAGGGCUGUAAAGCUGACGAUGUGAGUUUUGUCUCGGUGUUGAACGCUUGCAGCCAUGGUGGUCUGGUCGGGAAAGGAAGGCUGCUUCUGGAUGAAAUGCCCAAGCAGUAUGGAGUCAAGCCACGUCUGGAGCAUUAUGUGUGCCUGAUCGAUAUGCUCGGGCGAGCUAACCUCCUCGACGAAGCUGUGAGAGUUCUCAGAGCCAUGCCUUUUGAACCGGAUGCAGUGGUUUGGACGUCCCUGCUUGGAGCCUGCUGGAAGUGGAAGAAUUACACGAUCGGCAAACUCGCGUUUGAGUGUCUUGUGGAGAUGGAUCCCAAGAGCGGCACGCCCUACGCAUUGAUGGCCAAUAUAUUUGGAAACCUGGGGAUGCUCAGUGAAAGGGCUGCUGUUGUGGAGAGAAUGAGAGGUGAAGGCAGCUUCAGGAGCCCGGGAGAAGCUGGUGGACGGAUGUUAGCUCUCUUUCUCUUCCUCGGGAUGGCAGAUGUUCCUGUGACAACUACUUUUGAAAACAUGUCAGUGCUCUUUCUUGCAGUUAUCCCUGGUUUUAAACCCUCUGUGAGUCAAGCAGAAACAUGGGCCGCUGAGUGA